Molecule: messenger RNA, 3543 nt
Organism: Beta vulgaris subsp. vulgaris (sugar beet)
Lineage: Eukaryota; Viridiplantae; Streptophyta; Magnoliopsida; Caryophyllales; Amaranthaceae
Product: RNA cytidine acetyltransferase 1
Exons: 26
Coding region: 110-3190 (1026 amino acids)
Biological process (GO): rRNA acetylation involved in maturation of SSU-rRNA
Cellular component (GO): 90S preribosome; nucleolus
Molecular function (GO): 18S rRNA cytidine N-acetyltransferase activity; tRNA binding; ATP binding
Source: RefSeq, a predicted model, not a curated record
GGUCUAGUGUGCAUAUACUUAUUUACGCACUUUUCCCCUUAAACCCUAAACCCUUCUUUUUUUUCUUCUUCUAACCCUCUAGUCUCUCCUGCAACCUUGAAGCAAAAAAAUGAGGAAGAAGGUAGAUGAACGCAUCAGAAGCUUGAUUGAAAAUGGCGUCAACACCAGACAUCGUUCUAUGUUUGUCAUUAUUGGUGACAAGUCUCGCGACCAGAUUGUUAAUCUUCACUAUAUGCUUAGUAAAGCAGUGGUUAAGGCUAGACCUUCUGUUCUUUGGUGCUAUAGAGACAAGCUUGAACUCAGUAGUCACAAGAAAAAACGUGCCAAGCAGGUGAAGAAAUUAAUGCAAAGAGGACUUCUAGAUCCUGAGAAGGUUGAUCCUUUUUCUCUUUUUAUCGAGAGUGGAGGAAUAACAUACUGCUUGUACAAAGACUCAGAGAGGGUGCUUGGUAAUACCUUUGGCAUGUGCAUACUACAGGAUUUUGAAGCACUGACACCAAAUCUUCUGGCAAGAACCAUAGAAACUGUUGAGGGUGGAGGAAUAAUUAUAUUGCUCCUGCGUUCUCUUUCUUCGCUAACAAGUUUGUGCACCAUGGUUAUGGAUGUUCAUGAGAGAUUUCGCACAGAAUCCCAUUCUGAGGCUGCUGGCCGCUUCAAUGAACGUUUUUUAUUAUCAAUUGCUUCCUGCAAAUCAUGUGUGGUUAUGGAUGAUGAGCUAAAUAUUUUACCUAUUUCAUCCCAUAUAAAGUCAAUUAUGCCUGUUCCUGCUAAAGAGGACUCUGAAGGUCUUUCGGAGGCUGAGCGUGAUUUAAAGAAUUUGAAAGAGGAACUCGUUGAGGACUUUCCUGUUGGUCCUUUGAUAAAGAAAUGUUGCACCUUAGAUCAGGGAAAAGCAGUCAUUACUUUUCUUGAUGCCAUCUUAGAUAAGACUCUGCGUAGUACUAUCGCUCUACUUGCUGCUCGUGGCCGUGGUAAAUCAGCAGCACUUGGUUUGGCAGUUGCUGGAGCUAUUGCUGCCGGGUAUUCUAAUAUCUUUGUAACUGCACCAAGUCCCGAAAAUCUGAAGACCUUGUUUGAAUUUGUCCACAAGGGACUUGAUUCAUUGGAGUACAAGGAACAUAUUGAUUAUGAUGUGGUGAAAAGCUCUAAUCCUGAGUUUAAGAAAGCAACCGUGCGGAUCAACAUCUACAAGCAACAUAGACAAACAAUCCAGUAUAUACAACCACAUGAACAUGCGAAGCUGUCUCAAGUUGAGCUUUUGGUGGUUGAUGAAGCAGCAGCUAUUCCGUUGCCUGUUGUGAAAUCUCUUUUAGGGCCAUACCUUGUCUUCAUUUCUUCGACAGUAAAUGGUUAUGAAGGUACUGGUAGAUCGUUAUCGCUGAAGCUUCUGCAGCAACUGGAAGAGCAAAGUCAGAUAUCUAAGAAUCUAGACAGUUCUCUUUCUGGUCGUCUUUUCAAGAAGAUAGAAUUAAAUGAAUCUAUCAGAUAUGCCUCUGGUGACCCUAUUGAGCGUUGGCUUAACGAGUUGCUCUGUUUGGAUGUUGCAAAUUAUAUUCCCAAUAUCACUAGGUUGCCUCCUCCCAACGAAUGUGACCUCUACUAUGUUAAUCGUGACACACUUUUCUCAUAUCACAAAGAUAGUGAGCUAUUCCUACAGAGGAUGAUGGCUUUAUAUGUUGCAUCUCACUACAAAAAUUCCCCAAACGACCUGCAACUCAUGGCUGAUGCUCCAGCACAUCACCUUUUUGUGCUGCUCGGCCCUGUUGACGAGUCAAAGAACCAUCUUCCUGAUAUAUUGUGUGUAAUUCAGGUUGCUCUUGAAGGACAAAUCUCUCAAAGAUCUGCUAUAAGAAGUUUAGAUGACGGCCACUCGCCUCAUGGAGAUCAAAUUCCAUGGAAAUUCUGUGAGCAAUUCCGAGACACAGUUUUCCCCAGCCUCUCUGGUGCACGGAUUGUGCGAAUAGCCACUCAUCCUAGUGCCAUGCGGCUUGGAUAUGGUUCAGUUGCUGUGGAGCUGUUGGCAAGGUACUUUGAAGGACAGUUGACUUCCAUUUCUGAAACAGAUGAUGAAGACGAUGUUGACAAGCCACCUGUCAGUAUUGUUCAAGCAGCCGAAAAGGUCUCAUUGCUAGAAGAAAAUAUUAAACCCAAAACAGACCUUCCUCCUUUACUUGUGCAUCCUCGUGAAAGACGUCCUGAGAAACUGCAUUACAUUGGUGUGUCCUUUGGGCUCACACUAGACCUUUUCCGGUUUUGGAGGAAGCACAAAUUCGUUCCAUUCUAUAUUGGCCAAAUUGCAAAUGCCGUGACUGGAGAACACACUUGUAUGGUUCUGAAGCCAUUACAUAGUGAUGAUAUUGAAGUUGAUAAAUCUGAUCAAUGUGGAUUUUUGGGUCCAUUUUAUAGAGAUUUCAAGCAAAGGUUUAGUAGGCUACUCGGCUCCAGUUUUCGUUCCAUGGAGUACAAACUUGCAAUGAGUAUCUUGGAUCCGAAAAUCAACUUUGUAGUGUCAGAUACAGGAGAGUCGAAGUUGGAGAGGUUCUUGAAGUCGAUACAGGAAUAUAUAUCACCUCAUGACAUGAAGAGACUGCAAGCUUACACAGACAAUCUUGCCGAUUUUCAUCUGAUCCUUGACCUUGUUCCUGUGAUCUCACAUUUGUACUUCCAAGAGAGGGUCCCAGUUACAAUGUCAUAUGCCCAAGCAUCAGUUCUGCUCUGCAUUGGCUUGCAGAACCAGAACAUCUCAUAUAUCGAGGGGCAGAUGAAAUUAGAAAGACAGCAGAUAUUGUCUUUGUUCAUUAAAGUGAUGAAAAAGUUCCACAAAUACCUCUACGGUGUUGCAUCCAAGGAAAUUGAAUCAACCCUACCCCGACUAAAGGAAAGAGUGAUGGAGCCUCACGAUAUAACAUUGGAAGAGGAUCUAAAUGACGCAGCAAAGAAAGUGAAGGAUGACAUGAAGGCCAAGGCUGAGGGGUUGGACCCUCAGUUGCUUCAACAGUUUGCCGUGGAAGCUGAUUUUGAGAAAGUCCUUAACAAUGGUGGGGCGAAGAUGCCAUCUAGUGGCUUAAUCAGUGUAAAAUCUAGCAAAAGUAAGCCAGAGAAGCAGAGCAAGGUUGGCAGCAGUAAGCAUGAGAAGAAAAGGGGUAAAGAUGAGCGUGGGAACAAGUCUAACAAAAAGAGGAAAUCAUAAAUUGGAGUCAAGGGGAUAAGGUACACAAGAGAAGAAAGGGUAUAAGCUUGCCUCAGUGUUGAAAGGUGUUGAAGAAUCCUGAAGAUGGAGAAAGAAGCUCCCUUGAGUGUAGUUGCUGUAUUACUCGGAAGGGUCAUUCAGUUGCUUCUUUCUGCAAGCUGCCAUCUAGGGCUGCAAAAUUUUGUCUCCUAUGGUGUUACCACUUGGCUAUAGAGUUUUUGGAGCAAUAGACUUUUAUAGGGAGGAGAUAGUUCUAUUGAAAGAUUGUCAUGCAUGAUACAAUUUGAUUACUUGUGAUUUAUGAAUGCAUUUGCCUUUGGAAUGAUGAAGGUGGUAAAUUUGUUUCUUCUGCU